GGCUUCUGAGACUUUUGUUUUCAUUCAAUAUAAAGCUAGUUAUUUGCCGGCAUUCACUUAGAGAACUUCACACGACAAACAAAAAAUAAUUUUUAAUCACAAUGAAAAUACAACAAGUGUUUAUAAUCUUUGUGGCUAUUAUAAGUGUGUCAGUUGGAUCAAGAAUUUUGUUUUUAUUUCCAACACCAUCAAAGUCACAUAUGAUUAUAGCUCAUUCGCUCUCUCGUGUAUUAGCUGAGAAAGGACAUAAUGUGACUGUUGUGUCGCCAUUUCCACUAAGCAAGUCUAUCAAGAAUCACAGAGAAAUUGUUAUUCCAUUUAAUACAAAAGCUAAGGAAGUGAUGGUUAAAAUUAUGGAAACAACACCAAAAAGUUUUAGUAAAAUGAUUUCAUUAAUGAUGGAAGUAAACUUUAUAGAAGGAGAGGAACUAAUGGUGUCAGAAAAAUUCAAAGAAAUUUUACAAGAAAAGUUUGACUUGAUUGUGAUGGGAAUGAACUUUCAAAACUUCCUUCUUGGCUACGGUGAAGCUUUUGACUGUCCAAUAAUCAUUUUGAGUGUUCAACGUCAUUUCUCGGGUACAAAUUUUCUCAUUGGAAAUCCAAUAGCUGCAAAUGUGGCGCCACAUUUUAUAGUCGCCAAAUAUGACAUGAAUUUUGUCGAUAGAGUUAAAAACUUUUUUGCUUAUGGAAUGGAUUUGUUGUUCUUUACAUACGCUAAUUAUAGACAAAAAGCUAUUUAUAACAAAUAUUUUUCAUCUACAAACCAGCGUUCGUACGAAGAUGCAAUAAAAAAUAUUUCGUUGAUUCUAAUAAAUGAUCAUUUUACCGAGGGUGUUGUAAGGCCAAAUGUUCCUGGAAUUAUUGAAGUUAGAGGGAUCCAGGUGAAGCCUACACCUGACAAAUUGCCUGAUAACAUUCAAAAAUUUCUAGAUGAAGCUACAGAUGGAGCAAUUUUCUUCAGUCUUGGCUCAAACUUUAAAUCUGAACAAGUCUCGGACGAAAAAAUCAAAACAAUCCUAUCAGUAUUUUCGAAGAUACCUCAACGAGUCAUUAUGAAAUGGGAUUUUGACACAAUUGAGGAAAAAAGUGAUAAUAUCAUGCUCGGAAAGUGGCUACCACAGGAUGACAUAUUAGCACAUCCAAAUGUAAAAAUAUUUAUAUCACAUUGUGGACUUGGGAGUGUUGUUGAGUCAAGAUAUCAUGGUGUUCCAAUUCUUGGACUUCCUCUAUUUGGUGAUCAAAUGAUGAACGCAAAAUUAGCUGUUGAGGAAGGCUGGGCAGUUGUAAUGGAGUUAAAAAUCUUGGAAGAAAAGGAUUUUCAUAAAAACAUUCAAGAGUUACUUCAUAAUGAAAAAUAUUCAUCCGAAGCUAAAAGAUUCUCACGUUUAUAUCGUGACAGACCAUUAAGUCCAAGAGAUACUGCAGUCUACUGGACAGAAUAUGUGAUAAAUCAUAGAGGCGCCAAGCAUAUGCAGUAUCGAGCAGUUCAUCAAAAUUUUUGGCAACAAAAUUCACUUGAUGUUAUUGGGUUUUUACUAUUUUCUUUGUGGAUUGUUUUGAAGAUAUUUAAGCUUAUCUUCAGAGUUGUAAAAAGGAACUGUUUUGUUAAAGAUUAUAGCGACAAAAAGAAACAAUAAAGACAUUGAGAUGAUGA
This is a messenger RNA of Chironomus riparius, 1654 nucleotides long. NCBI's taxonomy places the organism in Eukaryota, Metazoa, Arthropoda, Insecta, Diptera, Chironomidae. The record is from the annotation of a GenBank genome assembly.